This is a messenger RNA of Trichomonas vaginalis G3, 576 nucleotides long. RefSeq lists its product as uncharacterized. The coding region runs from base 1 to 576 and encodes 191 amino acids. NCBI's taxonomy places the organism in Eukaryota, Parabasalia, Trichomonadida, Trichomonadidae. The record is from RefSeq and is a predicted model, not a curated record. The transcript has a single exon.
AUGAAAGUUUUUAAUACAAAGCUUCAAACGGUAGUGAGAGAACAACUUACUGCGGAAGGACAUCCAUUACCUUCAGAAGUUACCAUAGCAUAUAAUUUUGAAACAAACUCAAUAGAUUUUAAAGUCGUCUCUGCAAAGAAGUCAGGUUUUACAUUUAAUGAAGCAGAUGUAUAUUCGAAUGAAAACUUCAAAGCUAUUGCAUGGUUAUAUAAUGACGAUUGCUUUAAGAAAAUAUUUAAAUUCAGUGACUCAAAGAUGUCAAUAGAUGACCUUCGUGGAAUGUUACCAUCGACGUUUACAGUAGAAGGUUCAGCAGGAUUGCUUACAAGAUUGUCAAUUGGUGGUAUUUGGUCUCGUGAGAACAUUGUUAUAAAAUCCAGUAUAAGUGAAUUUGCUGAAGAAUCUAUAUUAUGUCUUUCAAACUACAUGUAUUCGCCGCCGAAGCAUUAUAGUAUAACAAACUUUGUCAGUAAGUUUAACAUAAGACUUGUCGAACCUUCUUCAAUGAAAGAUGUUGUGCUACCUAAAGAUGGAAAGGAUGGACUCAUUAUUGAGAUGAUUUUAAUAGCAUAUUAA